This is a messenger RNA of Plasmodium gallinaceum, 423 nucleotides long. RefSeq names its product activator of Hsp90 ATPase, putative. Lineage: Eukaryota; Apicomplexa; Aconoidasida; Haemosporida; Plasmodiidae. The transcript has 3 exons. The record is from RefSeq and is a predicted model, not a curated record. Bases 1 to 423 code for a protein of 140 amino acids.
AUGAAUUUUGAAAUUCAAGAAGAAUAUUAUGUUCCUUCAGAAGUAUUAUUUAAUAUAUUUGUAGAUCCUUCUACAUUAACUAGAUUAUCUAGAGGAUCUUUAGCUGAAGUGGAAUUAAAAGUUGGAGGGAAGUUUACCUUAUUUUCAGGAAGUAUAUAUGGAGAAUUUGUUGAAAUUCAGAAACCUCAAAAAAUAGUUCAAAAGUGGAAAUUUUGUGAUUGGAAAGAUAGUGAUUAUAGUAUUGUAACAUUAGAAUUUAUAAAUAUUAAAGAAAAUCAUACUUUACUAAAAUUGAAACAUGAAAAUAUUCCUUUAACUAACAAAUACAAUGAAGGAGGAGUUUUAGAAAGAUGCAAAUAUGGAUGGACUGAAAAUUUUUUACGUAAUAUAGAAAUAAUUCUAGGAUAUCCAAAAAAAAAAUAA